Messenger RNA from Lepisosteus oculatus (spotted gar), 3114 nucleotides. RefSeq names its product solute carrier family 2, facilitated glucose transporter member 1 (gene slc2a1c). Gene Ontology annotation, molecular function: D-glucose transmembrane transporter activity. Gene Ontology annotation, biological process: response to insulin; dehydroascorbic acid transport. The record is from RefSeq and is a predicted model, not a curated record. Lineage: Eukaryota; Metazoa; Chordata; Actinopteri; Semionotiformes; Lepisosteidae. Gene Ontology annotation, cellular component: plasma membrane; basolateral plasma membrane; apical plasma membrane.
ACAAACAGUGGAUCUCAUCUCCGAACGCUGACAGGCCCCUGAUUUCUCUCUGAAACCUUCGUUAAGAUUCCAAACAAGGGCAUCCUUGUGGCAGAGAAUUAGACGUUGGCUAAAAUGGAGUCAGAAAGUAGCCCACUAACUGGCCUCCUCCUGACCUCCAUAUUUUCCGCUGUGCUGGGCUCCCUGCAGAUAGGAUAUCAUACAGGAAACAUCAAUGCUCCUGAAAGGGUCAUUAUAAAGGUCUUUAACUCCUCCUGGCAAUCUCAUUACAACACGUCAAUCUCAGAGACGAGACUCGCGUUUCUCUGGUCCCUCUCAGUCAGCGGAAAGGAUUUUGGGGCUGUUCUGGGGGCAGUCGGGGUCAAGUGGCUGGCCGACUCCUUUGGCCGGAGGAACUCCAUUCUGAUCGCCAACGCCUUGUCCAUAGCAGCCUCCCUGCUGAUGAGCAUUGCCCAGUUCUGCAUGUGGUUUGAAGCGCUCAUCUUGGGCCGGUUGAUUUUUGGGAUGUUUUGUGGCCUGGCCAUGAGUCUGAACCCGCUCUACAUCCAAGAAAUCUCCCCUACAGCUCUCCGCGGCGCAUUCUCCACCCUCAACCAAAUCUCCUUCACGACAGGAAUUCUCCUGGGAAUGGUGAUGAGCCUGAAUGUAGUGAUGGGAUCGGAGAGCUUGUGGGGGCUGAUGCUGCAGCUCUCCCUGGUCCCUGCCGCCAUGCAGUACUUCACCCUGGCCUUCUGUCCGGAAAGCCCACGGUACCUCCUCAUCAACCUGGGAGAGGAGGUGGAGGCAGAGACAGCUCUGCGCAGGUUACGAGGGAACUCUGGUGACAUCCGCGCUGAGAUGAUGGAGAUGAAGCAGGAGUCCUCCUUCAGCCCAAAGUGCAUCACGGUCAGAGAGUUUGUUCAGAAGCAGAGCUACCGGGAGCCCAUCAUGAUCCUGACUGUCAUCUGCCUCGGAGCGAAUUUCUCUGGCUUCAACGCGAUGAUCAAUUACUCAACGGAUGUAUUUUUAAGGGUGGGGUUUGAAGAGGCUGAGUAUCUGACUCUCGGGGUUGGAUCUGUCAAUGUGCUUUUCUCUAUUGUUUCGUUUUUCUUGGUGGAGACAGCGGGGCGCAGAAAGCUCUUACUUGUGGGGUUCCUGGCUUUAGGAGUGUGUAACCUCCUGAUGAGCAUCUCAAGUGCUCUUCUGAACAUUUUUCCUCAGAUGGCCCACCUGCAUGCUCUCCUGGUGUUUGGUCUAAUCGCAGCAUAUGAAUCUGGACCCGGUCCAAUCAGUUGGUUCAUCGGCGCCGAAUUGUUCAACCAGUCAGCACGACCUGUGGCCAUGUCUUUCAGCAGCAUUCUUAACUGGGGCUCCAAGUGUCUUUUGGCUUUCAUAUUUCCACCCCUAAUGGGCAUAGCUGGGCCUUACACCUACUUGGUCUUCAUGGUCUUUGCUCUCAUCGCCUUCUUCUUCACACUUGCUCGGGUCCCAGAGACUAGAGGAAGAGUCUUCAACGACAUCGCAGCUGAAUUCCAACAGACGGACAGCCUUCUGCUAACACCCAAGAAGCUGAAGAGCAGCCACCACUGAGGAGCUAGCAGGAAAGACAGAAAAACAGAUGCUGACGUUGUCUUUGCUCAGAUUACCCACAGUGCAGUUGGAUAACCAUGGUGCUUUAGUUUUGCGUCCUUGAAAAGAGAUUAUUUGAUUUCAGAACGCAGUACAUGAGCUGGAAUCCUAAAUAUUGUUAAACUAAAAAUGCUGCUAAUCAUUAUGAAAUAAGUAUUAGUAUAAGCCUACUCAUUGUGGUCUGGUGGCACAGUGGUUAGCAUGGAUGCCUUGCAGUGCUAGUGCCCCAGGUUUGAUUCUGGACCUGGGGUGUUAUCUGUGUGGAGUUUAUAUAUUAUAGAAUAAUAUAUUAUUACACAGGAGGCACAGCGAUUAGCAUUGCUGACUCGCGGCACUGGGGCUUUGGGUUCAAUUCAAUACGCAAGGUGCUAUCUGCAUGGAGUUUGUAUGUUUCUUCCCAUGUUCCCAUGUUCUUCCCAUGUUCAUGAGGGUUACCCCCAGUAAAGACAUACUGGUCUGUGUCUGCCAUGUGAUGGACUCACGUCCCGUCCGGGGUGUACCCUUCCUUGUGCCCAUUGCUUGCUGGGAAAUUGGGUGAAACAGUUAGAAAAAUGGAUGGAUGUUGCUAUUUGUUGUACAGCUUAAAAGUUUUUACUGUGGACUUUGAAGGCUGGGAAAGCUUCAGACAUGAUGUGAAGAAAAUUCAUCAAAAUAGAUCUGGGAACAAGAAACCUUUUAUAGAAAAUUAUGCUACCUUUUCCUAAGGGAACAAGGGCAAAAGACUCUGCUGAUGUACAGUAUGAUUUGUUGGUAAUAAGUAACAAUUCCAUUUUGUUUAGUUUUGAGUGAUAGUAAAUCUUGGAUCUGGUCCUUACUUCCUUCUUUAUUUUAAUUUCUUCAGGAAAGAGGUGUAUAAAAUCCAUCAAUGUAGACGUGAUAUCCACCCACACCAUGAUGUUUCUAUCUGAGCCACAAGGCUUAUUAUCAACUAUAUGCACACAUCGACGAUUACAGAUUCCAAACAAGGCUUGUGUACCUGUUGGUGUGCCUGCAGAGUGCUGGCAGUGCGUAGGUGCCACCCUUACAUGGGCCUUGGUGUGGUGGCUGAGGCUGUCCAGCUGGUUGUAAUGGCACCCGCCUUCAGGGCGACGAAGGGGUGUCUUCCCACCAUGCAUCUCCUGGGGCUCCUUGAUGUUGCCAGGUGGCUGGAGCUCUUGGUGCAGUGGGCGCAGCUGUGGGCGCACGUCUCUGCUGUGUGUUCUCAAGCAGACCAUCAUGCUGCAGGGGAGCAAGAAUUUCCUGCUGCCCGCUGUGCCCAUACUGUUGCUUCUUGAAGGGGCCCAGGUGGGGGAAAGUCUCCCCACACAAGGGGCAUCGAUGGGGCACCAGAUGGGAGGCAAACGCAUCAAAGAGCGAUCAGUGUGGUGGUAGACUAUGGCCAUAUAUGCAAGAAUCAAGGAAAGAUGAGCAACAGUAUGGGUUUGUUUUUUUGUGCAAAUUAUACUGAACAGUGUAAAUUUUAUAGCAGUGUAAAUUUUAUAUCUGUGCAAUAAAAUUAAAGUUAGA